CCAUGGAAACCAGAGAGAUAUUUCCCCAUUUCUUCAGUCGCUCUGAUAUAUUUUUUUGUCUGAAAAAGGAAGGGAAGGGGUGGGGUGAGGUGAGGUGAGGUGAGGUGAGGUUGACGACCAUUGGAACAAUGAACGUGGAGGAAGAGGUAGAGCGACUUAAGGAAGAAAUUAAGCGACUCGGUCAGAUGCAACCAGAUGGUUCUUACAAGGUCACUUUUGGCACACUAUUCCAUGAUGAUAGGUGCGCAAACAUUUUCGAAGCAUUGGUUGGAACCCUUAGGGCAGCAAAGAAACGGAAGAUUGUAGGAUACGAUGGUGAGCUACUACUACAGGGAGUUCAUGACAAUGUAGAGAUUACUCUCAAACCCUUGCUACCGGCAACUACUGCUGCAACAACUGCAGUAACCACUACAGCAGUGGUAUAAUAUUGAAUGCAAAGAUUGGGAUAUUGCAUCUUGACAACUUUGUUUGGGAAUGAAAGUACCAUUAUUAGAUAAAAAUGUGUGAUGCAUUCUAUUCUUCUAUCUUGAUGACUGGUGAAUUUCCCUUGGUUUAUAAAUGAUAUGGGUACAAUUAUAAGUCCCAUUUGAUUUGUAAAAACCAAGAUUUGUAGCUAUCAGCUUCUUGCUUCUUUGGAUAUUUUUUUCCCAUUUAUGACUGAAGUUAUGGUAGAAAAUGCCAUGGAUGAUUGCAA
Messenger RNA from Macadamia integrifolia, 694 nucleotides. RefSeq names its product costars family protein. The transcript is spliced from 2 exons. Gene Ontology annotation, biological process: regulation of actin filament-based process. The record is from RefSeq and is a predicted model, not a curated record. NCBI's taxonomy places the organism in Eukaryota, Viridiplantae, Streptophyta, Magnoliopsida, Proteales, Proteaceae. Bases 129 to 425 code for a protein of 98 amino acids.